Messenger RNA from Paramacrobiotus metropolitanus, 809 nucleotides. RefSeq lists its product as uncharacterized. The coding region runs from base 13 to 549 and encodes 178 amino acids. Lineage: Eukaryota; Metazoa; Tardigrada; Eutardigrada; Parachela; Macrobiotidae. The transcript is spliced from 2 exons. The record is from RefSeq and is a predicted model, not a curated record.
CAAUAAGACAGAAUGGAUAUUUCCGCCUUCACAGACACCAAGAAUUUCCCCUCCGUCAACCCUAAGGUGACGCUGGAAGUGUAUCAUCAUGAUCUGAAGUACACCAUCAAAAGCCAUCCCAAUGACAUCGGCAGCGUCGGCUACGUGCCGCCACGGCGUACCGAGAAUCCUGCGUUUUCCUAUUACCACACACCGACUGCACUCCGAAAAGUGUUAACCACCAGCAGCGACGCUCAGUGCUCCAGCUACGGCUACGACCAGAAGGCCAAACACGAGAACCGACGCAGUACGCGCACUUCGCGCAUGCAAAUCUGGAAAGAGGAAGAGGCGCGCAGCGUCCCUCUCCUAAGUUCCAGCGCGAUCGGCCGCUUUAACAAAGAGGACGCCGCGGUGGAUGUGUUCAAGUUCAGUCGGCCGCAGAUUCCCUGCAUCCAGCAGGAGUUUUACUCCACCACCGGGGUACUGCCCGUCUUCGUAACUACCACGCUACAGGUCCUACCUGGCAUGAAAACCGCCAGUGCGGAGGAUGAGAAAAAAUUCUAUCGGUGAUGUGCUUGCUGAAGCUGAGCAAAAGCCAGCUUGUUUUAAUCUGUCUUCCGUCUAAGCAUUGGUGGACGGCGGACCGUUGGCCUGAAUCUGAUGUUGUGUAAACAGCUCGUAUUAAUGAACCAGUCAUUGAGCUGUCACAGCAUAUUUGAACGGUGUGAUCAACGGUUCAGUGGAAUUUCGUUCGUUUUGGCUUAGAGGCCAAUUAACUGUUAAUUUUGGACUUUUUACUACUUUGGCGAUCAUACAUAAUUAUAAUUUUA